Aspergillus campestris IBT 28561 is the source of this 2502-nucleotide messenger RNA. Its product is annotated as PDPK1 family serine/threonine-protein kinase. Bases 1 to 2502 code for a protein of 833 amino acids. The transcript has 2 exons. Gene Ontology annotation, molecular function: ATP binding; protein serine/threonine kinase activity. Lineage: Eukaryota; Fungi; Ascomycota; Eurotiomycetes; Eurotiales; Aspergillaceae. Gene Ontology annotation, biological process: intracellular signal transduction; peptidyl-serine phosphorylation. The record is from RefSeq and is a predicted model, not a curated record.
AUGGAUGGAGACCUUAGCCUAUCCCAGUCUCUGGGAGGCUUACGGAUCGCAAACCCCGAUGACUCGUCUUUGCACUCGUCCGAAGAUGCGGUCACCCCGGGCCCCAUGGCCGCGUCGGCUCCAACGACGUCCGAUCUCACGCGCGAAACCACAUUGCCCGAUCGGUCGGGCAGUGUCUUAACAGCCUCUCCGCCCCAGCUCUCCAUACUCCCCUCCCACGACAUCUCCCCAGAUACACCCGAUCCGUCAUUCUCCCAGGAAAACCGCAGCUCAACCUACCUUCCCUAUUUGGAUUUGCAGCAGCAAACGUCGCCCCAAUACACUCCCUAUUCCGCCCACCACCAUCAAUCCACCCCGUCCAAUUCCUCCCGCCCCCUGUCCGGCCUAUACGCGAACGGUUCCACCUCCACCUUGGCCGCCCGGGACUCCUACCGGAUUCGCACCGAUUCCGCCGCGUCGUCGGCGUCCGAAAGCCUCGCCCGGGCGGAGUCCCGCGGUGGUUCGGCCGCCUACCAGGCGGGCGUGCCCACCCGCGACAACAGCCACAGCGAUCGCGCCUACCGAACCGCCCAAAUGCCCACCGGAACUGCCCCCAUCCGCCAGUCGUCACGGGCCCACGCGCGCGGGGGCCCGCCCGCGCAGCUGUCGGGCUCUCCCUACGGCAUGGAAAAUGGUCCGACCCCGAGCAGUGAGGAAUGGCAGGAUCGGGGCGCCGCCGUCUCCGUCCGGCAAGAGCUCGACUCCAGCGGGAAACCCGUCGCGCGAUACAUCAAAAAGGGGGUCCGCGACUUCAUCUUCGCCAACACUCUCGGAGAAGGGUCAUACAGCACCGUCGUGUUGGGGACGGACCGCCAGACCCUCAAGGAAUACGCCAUCAAGAUCCUCGACAAGCGCCACAUCAUCAAGGAGAAGAAGGUCAAAUAUGUGAAUAUCGAGAAGGACACCCUGAACCGACUGACGGACCAUCCGGGAAUCGUACGACUCUACUAUACCUUCCAGGACGAGCGCUCGUUAUACUUUGUGCUGGAUCUCUGCAAGGGCGGCGAGCUGUUGGGGGUGCUCAAACGCAUGUCGAGUUUUGACGAGGAUUGCACGCGUUUUUACGGCGCGCAGAUCCUGGACACCAUCGACUACAUGCAUAAGCGCGGCGUGAUUCACCGCGACCUGAAGCCCGAGAACGUGCUCCUGGACAGCCAGAUGCACGUCAAGAUCACCGACUUUGGCACCGCGAAGAUCCUCAAGUCCGCCCGGAAACCCGGCGCCAAUUCGACCGGGGUGCCCUCGCUCGACGCGACCGAUAUUCCCGAGGAGGACCGGGCCAGCUCGUUCGUCGGCACGGCCGAGUAUGUCAGCCCGGAACUGCUGACGGACAAGAACGCCUGCAAGGCCAGUGACCUGUGGGCCUUUGGCUGCAUUAUCUACCAACUGCUGGCCGGCCGGCCCCCGUUCAAGGCCGGGAACGAGUACCAGACCUUCCAGAAAAUUGUCGCCCUCGACUACGAGUUUCCCCUCGGGUUCCCCGCCGUCGCGCGGGAUCUCGUCGAGCGACUCCUCGUGUUGGAUCCCGCUCGCCGACUGCCGAUCGAGCAUAUCAAGAACCACGAGUUCUUCCAAGGGAUGACGUGGGGCCCUGAGCUGUGGAAGCGAAAAGCCCCGCGCCUGAAGGCCUACGUGCCGCCCCCGCGCGAGCCCAUCAAGCUGAACGGCGCCGACGGCGGCGACAGCUACCCGCCGGGCAUCAAUGCCGCGCCCCCCCACCCCACCAACGCCAGUUCCCGCAUGAUGCCGAGACUCAUCACCGAGUUGCCGCCUCCCAGCCAGCUGGAUAUCGAGUGGUCCCCUGUGCUCACCAAGACCAAUGAACGAAUCUUGAAACUGGGGAAUUGGGUCGUUCUGUCCUCCCCGGCCUCGCACAGCCCGGCGUCCAAGAACAGUGGCGGCGAGGUGGAGCCGCACAAGAAGUUCUCGCGGUUCUUUGCCGGGAGUGCGACGAAGAAGCGACAGCGAUUGGUCAUGGUUACCUCCUCGGGGCGAAUCAUCAUGGCGGCGUCGGGGGGAGACGAGAAGAAAGCCAAGAUGGAGCUGUCGCUGCUCGCACCGGGGACCCACUAUCGCACGUCGGCGGAUUCGAAAGGCUUCUCCUGUUGGAUUGUAGACACGCGAGACAAACACUUUGUCUUCGAAGAUCCCAAACCGUCGUCUAGCAACAUGGGAGCCACCGCGUUGUCGGCCCAGGAAUGGCUCGAUACGCUCGAUCGCGCCAAGGAAAUGGCUCUAUCGCAGCAGACUGGUUAUUCCGGCGACGAUGCGUUCCGGGAUCUGCCGUCGGAACUGUCCAGCCAGGCCAAUACCUUGGACCGGACUUCUGACGUGCAUCGCGACGGCCCAUCGGCCGCACGAGCCACCCUGGUCAAACACCAAGGCAACGAUAACGAAUCCGUCAAAGGACGGAAACGGUUCAGCAGACGCCAUUCGAGGAAUGGCUUAUCCGCGGUAUUCUAA